Molecule: messenger RNA, 1078 nt
Organism: Mangifera indica (mango)
Lineage: Eukaryota; Viridiplantae; Streptophyta; Magnoliopsida; Sapindales; Anacardiaceae
Product: protein PHYTOCHROME KINASE SUBSTRATE 2-like
Biological process (GO): phototropism
Source: RefSeq, a predicted model, not a curated record
UUAAUUUCUGAAAUAACUCAUGGCUAUGAUCACCAAAACAUCGAACUGUAAGACUAACCUUUCACACACACUGCCCCAUGGAAGUAAUAAUAACAAGCUUCGCGGUGCCUCAUGUUCUUCCUACCUGAACAGCGGUGAAAAGACUUUUGUACGCAAACUUGCGGCGUCGAGUCCUAUAACGGGUAGCCAAGACGAGAAUGUUUGCUCAAAAAGAAAGAGACAAGAAGAUGGAGAGAUUGGAGUAUUUAGUGCUGAGAAAUACUUCAACGGAGCAAUAGAUCACCGCCCGAGAAUUGUCAAAGUUGGUGCAAGAAACUACCUGUCUGUCAAAGAUCAUCCAAGAGUUGAAGUCACUAAGGUUGGCGAAUGGGUUGUUGAUAUAGAGCUCGAAACAAACGCUGAAAAUGGUACAGUUCAAGCCAAAACAAUAAACACUCCUGCAGUAAAAGAAAACUACUGUUUUAGUUUUCCAAGUACCAGUCCUGAGACCAUUAAAAUGCAUUCUCAAGAAGUUGAAGAAGAAAAGCCAAGGAAGUCAAUAAAGGUGAUUGAAAAGAAAAACAAGUGUUUAGGUGUCGAGUUGGGGGCCACUCCAAGACAAGAGGAAAUAAAAUUUUCAGCAACAAGUCAUGCUGAUAACUACUUUGAAAUCGAGAGUGAUGCAAGUUCAGAUUUGUUUGAAAUAGAAAGCCUCAAAGGGAAAGGCAAAGGUAACCCUUUUCUUGCGAGGCAAGAUUCAGAUGCUGCAUCCAGUUGCGUCACUCCAAUUGCUUAUGCUCCAAGAGAGGCCAGCAUAGAAUGGAGUGCAGUCACUGCCAGUGCAGCAGAUUUCUGAGUAAUGUCAGAAUGUGAAGAUACAAGAGCCGCAGUAAGUGCAACAAGUCCUGUAAAAACAUUUCCAAAUAGGAAUAUUAAUGCUGCUCAGUUACCGAAGACUAGACGUCCAGGUAUUUCGUUGGGUUGCAACAAUGAGAAGGAUAUUAGAGUUGCAGCGCAGGAUGCACAUUUUACAAGUCGAAACAAUAAUUAUAAUGAGCCAAGAAUUCGUCGAAUGUCCAUUCAUUUGCACCACCUGUGA